UCGGGUGCGCAUUUCCGAAUGGAUGGAACUGAAAACAACACCGCUACAGGGAACAGCAGGUUUGCGGGUAACACCAGUGGUGACCCGUUCGGGCGCAAUGAAGAAGUAGCCAAGCUGGAGAUCACGGUGCUGAGCGUGACCUUUCUGGCUGCUGUAGUGGGCAAUGUGAGUGUCCUGCUUGCAGUGCUAAACGCGGGCAAGAACAGCUCGCGUGUGCACCUGUUUAUUAAGCACUUAAGCCUGGCAGAUCUGGUGGUUGCGUUCUUCCAGGUGCUGCCCCAACUCUGCUGGGAGAUUACCUUUCGCUUUUACGGACCCGACUUCUUAUGCAGGUUGGUGAAGCACCUACAGGUGCUGGGCAUGUUCGCGUCCACUUACAUGCUGGUGAUGAUGACUGUAGAUCGCUACAUCGCGAUAUGCCACCCUUUGCGCAGCCUGCAAGGUGCCACCCGGCGUGCGCGCUUGAUGAUCGCGUGCACUUGGUUGUGCAGUGUGAUACUCAGCGCACCUCAGUAUUUUAUCUUCUCUCUUAGUGAGAUCGAAAGCGGCUCGGAGGUCUACGACUGCUGGGGUCAUUUCAUAGAGCCAUGGGGGGUGCGUGCCUACAUCACCUGGAUCACCGUGGGCAUCUUUCUCAUUCCGGUCACCGUGCUCGCCCUGUGCUACGGGUUCAUCUGCCGCAGCAUUUGGAAGAACGUGAAGUGCAAGACGAAGAGCAGCGCGGCGCAUGGUACGAGCGCACUGAUCGGUAAAGCGUCGGUCAGCAGCGUCAGCACCAUCUCCAGAGCCAAACUGCGAACCGUCAAAAUGACCUUUGUGAUCGUGCUGGCCUACAUCGUGUGCUGGGCUCCGUUUUUUACUGUGCAGAUGUGGUCCGUGUGGGACAAGAACUUCUCCUGGGAUGAUUCAGAGAACACUGCAGUGACCCUGUCGGCCCUUCUCGCCAGUCUAAACAGCUGCUGCAACCCAUGGAUCUACAUGCUCUUUGGCGGUCCUCUUCUGCACGACUUUCUGCACUGCUUCCCAUGUUGCCGCAAAUUCAGAUACGUCAUCCGUAACAACUCUGACAGCAGUUUAAAAAGGAACACACUGCUGAGCAAACUACCCAGCACCUGCACACCCGCAAAUGCCUCCGACUCUUUGAGGGACUCGCAGAAGUCCAGUAAGCCUGUAGCACCUGACUGUUCACAAAAAAGCAACCAGUGCACCAAUGUGGACUCAAAGAAACAUUCCUGA
Molecule: messenger RNA, 1236 nt
Organism: Trichomycterus rosablanca
Lineage: Eukaryota; Metazoa; Chordata; Actinopteri; Siluriformes; Trichomycteridae
Gene: avpr1ab
Product: arginine vasopressin receptor 1Ab
Exons: 3
Coding region: 19-1236 (405 amino acids)
Biological process (GO): positive regulation of vasoconstriction; regulation of systemic arterial blood pressure by vasopressin; G protein-coupled receptor signaling pathway
Cellular component (GO): plasma membrane
Molecular function (GO): peptide binding; vasopressin receptor activity
Source: RefSeq, a predicted model, not a curated record